AAAUUCCAAGAGCCAAAAAAUUAUUCGUGUGAUCGAUCGUCAAUAAAAGGAAGUUUUUUGAUUGUUACGAGAAAUCCUGAUAUGAAUCACUAUCGGAGAGCAUGCACGUGCACGUCUACGCAAAGGAUCAGACACCGACUUUCAUAAUAAUGCUGUCUUCAUAGUCCACGCAAAGGACCGCUUGCGCAUGUCUAGAUUCCCUCCAGCGGAUUCAUUUCUUCCUCUGAAGUUGUCUUCUUCUUGGCUGCUCCAUCACCAAUCAACGGCUUCAAGUUUUGCAUCAGAGGGCAUUUCCCUUUUAUUCACCAUGCGCGUCUACGCGAAGGAUCGGACGCGACUUUCAUAUCCUGAAGUGGGUUUCUUCGGCGAACUCCUCCUCCCCGUGUGCUCUCUUCCUCCCUCUUCUCCUCUCUAUGCCGGCAUUACUCUGCGCAGCUAUCCUUACUUGACGAGAUGGCUUAUUGAAGCUAAAGAACCGCUUGAAAUUUUCGAUUUUAUUCCGAUGGUUCUGUAAAUUCUUCCUCUGUUAGCGGUUCUGGUGCUGUUAGCUGAGCCGCUUACUUGUGAAUCUGAGCUUUCAGCUCAAAGGGUUGCGUUCUUCAACACCUGAGGGAGCAGAUUUCCAGUGGUUUUGCUGUGAUCAAGAAGGACAAUGGCAGACCUUGUUUCAGGAGCGGUUCUUGGGGCAGCAUUCGGUGAGCUGUUUGCAGCUGUUAAGGCAGCGGUGAAAACCACUGCCCUGUUCCAGUCACGCUUAAGAAGCCUCGAGUCGACCCUGCAAGACACAGAACCAAUCAUAAAAGAGAUCGAUUCCUUAAACAUACUGUUGGACCGUUCCAAUGAAGAAAUGAAGCGUCUCUAUGACCUGUUGAAGAACGGCAAAAUCCUUGUGGAGAAGUCCUUGAGAAUCAAGAUGAACUUAUAUAAGAGGUACCGGUACUCCUGUCAGUUGGAAGACUUGGGCGUUGACAUCCUGAAGUUCUUUCAGUUUUAUACCAUAGUUAUCAGUCGAGACAAUAAGGAAGUACUGGUGAAGGUGAAUGAUAUUCGUGAAGCCAUAAGGAAGCUUGGUUUGAUGCUAGAAGAUGUGUUGAGUGGCAAAGGGACGAGAAGUGUAGGUGCUGGAGGGUUUGGAAGUUGUGCAGUACCCAAAACACCAGAGUUGGUGGUGGGAUUGAAUGUGUCAAUUCGACAACUCAAGAAUCAGCUACUUGAUGGAGGUGUGUCCUUAAUGGUUGUGUCUGCCCCUGGGGGUUGCGGUAAGACAACCUUGGUCACGACUCUCUGUCUUGAUGAGGAGAUCAAAGGCAAAUUCGGUAACAAUAUCUUCUUUCUAACCGUUUCACAGUCGCCCAAUUUCACUGUGAUGGUACAGAACAUGAUUCAUUAUAAGGGUAAGGUGGUACCUCAAAUUGAAAAUGAACAGCAUGCGAUUGAUCAGUUUCAACAGUUGCUGGUGGAUAUAGGAAAAGAUCCAAUCUUGCUCGUGUUAGAUGAUGUUUGGUCUGAAUCAGAGUCCAUAUUGGAGAAGUUUUGGUUUGAGGAAGUUAAAGAUUACAAAAUUUUGGUCACAUCACGAUUUGAGUUAUCGAGGUUUGGUCCUCCACAUAAGCUGCCUCCAUUAAAUGAUGAAGAUGCCCGAAAACUUUUCCUUCACUCUGCAACACCCAAAGUUGGCAGUUCCUUCAGGAGUUCCCUGUUGAUGAAAAAGAUUAACGGCUCAGUGGUUCCAAGGGACAAGCUUAUAGACGAGGUAGUCAAGCACUGUAAAGGAUCACCUCUGGCACUCACAGUAUUGGGCAAGUUGCUCUGCGGGAAGCAUCCUAAAAUCUGGGAAAGCACACUGCUUGAGUGGUCGGAAGGUUCCAUUGUCGAUUCAAACAGAGCUAUUUUCGACUGUCUUCAGAGAAGUCUGGACGACUUAAAUGGGAAGCCCCUGUACAAGGAGUGCUUCAUGGACUUGGGCUCAUUCCCUGAGGACCAUGCAAUCCCUGCCACGGCCCUGAUCGAUAUGUGGAUUGAAUUGCACAAAUUAGAUGCAGAAGGUGUUCAUGCUAAGAGAAUCCUGCACGAACUCGCUGCCAGGAAUCUAGUUGAUCUUGUUGCCACCAAAAACGAUGAAGGUGAAGGCGAUGGAUUCUAUGAUGAUCUUUAUGUUCAGCAGCACGAUCUUCUUAGGGAGCUGGCUAUCCAUCAGAAUAGCCAGGCCCUGAUACAUGAAAGGAAAAGGUUAAAUUUGGAUGUUCGCAGCAACAAGUUCCCCCACUGGUGUACUGCACAAGAUGAGCAACCUCUCAAUGCCAGUCUCUUGUCGAUCUCCACAGAUGAAUCUUUUUUGUCAGAUUGGCCCCACCUGGAACUUCCGGCCCUUGAAGUUCUCAUUCUUAAUUUCCGAAUGAAGAACUACACCCUGCCUGCCUUCAUCAGGAAAUUGGUUAGUCUCAAGACUCUUAUUAUCACGAACAAUGGGUUCUUCCCGGCUGAGUUGAGCAAUUUGACCAUCCUCGGGUCUCUAACUAAUCUCAAGAGAAUCAGACUUGAGCGCAUCAAAAUAACUCCGUGUGAUCAUUCUGAAAUGACCCUAGGCUACCUGCAGAAAGCAUCCUUUUUCAUGUGCGAUCUGAGUCAGGGUAUGAUGGCGAUGCCGAAUCUUGCUGUGAUUGAUGUUGCGUACUGCGGUGAGUUAGAAAGGUUACCCACUUGUCUCUGCAGCAUUACAAGUUUGAGAAAGAUCAGCAUCAUUAGCUGCCACAAUCUGUCCUCGCUGCCUGAUCAAAUCGGGAAUCUCGUUAACCUCCAAGUGCUGAGGCUCAGAUCUUGCAUGAACUUAUCGGGGCUGCCCAAAUCUAUCGGGAGGCUCCAAAACUUGGCCUUCCUCGACAUAUCCGACUGCUUCAGCAUCAAGGAAUUGCCGAAUGAAAUUGCCAGCUUAUGCAGGCUGAUUGAAGUCCAUAUGAAAGGGUGCUCGAGCUUGUCUGCGGUACCUGAGUCUGUGGUCAAUCUCGAGCAGCUGAAGUACGUGACUUGCGACUUGCAGAGGGCCCAAUUGUGGACACCUUACAAGCAUCGCCUCCCGCAAGUGAAAGUGAAAAUCGUUCAAGAUGACAUCACCUUAGACUGGCUUCUUAAGUAAUGACUUCAAGAAUGCGACCGAGAUCAUCUGUUUUCCAUCUAAUCCUAUUCCGGGCAUUCCUAAUUUGUAUAAGCCAUAACAGAGCUUGCUCUUUUAAAAAAAAAAAAAAUUGUCUUACGGAUGGUAUGUUUCAUUUUCCAACUUC
Molecule: messenger RNA, 3278 nt
Organism: Punica granatum (pomegranate)
Lineage: Eukaryota; Viridiplantae; Streptophyta; Magnoliopsida; Myrtales; Lythraceae
Source: RefSeq, a predicted model, not a curated record